This is a messenger RNA of Striga asiatica, 3322 nucleotides long. NCBI's taxonomy places the organism in Eukaryota, Viridiplantae, Streptophyta, Magnoliopsida, Lamiales, Orobanchaceae. The record is from the annotation of a GenBank genome assembly.
GAAAAGAAAAAAUUAUUUUGUCAGUAUGCAUAUGAUGCAUACAAGCCUGGUUAGCUUUCGUUGAGCUAUUUUGGCUGUUCUAACUUUUCUCCACAUCAAAACCCCCCAACAAUCCUCAAUCAACAUCGUCCAUGUUAUCUCCACCAACAAAUUAUAUUAUUAUUAUUAUUAUCACUAAACAAUUUCCAAAUAUAAGAUCUGCUUUAGAGAGAAUCUUUGUCAGAUCGGUGGUGUGUGUCGCAAGAGUGUUCAUAGAAUUCUCUAGCUGUAUUAUUUUUGGGAAAGUUUGUCUUUUUUGGUUUUAGAAUUGAGAAGAAGAAAUGGCUAUGGUGGCACAGCAUCAACGGGAUAACAGUAGUGGGAGUCUGAAUAAACAUCUUGAUGCCGCCGGAAAGUAUGUAAGGUACACGGCGGAGCAGGUGGAGGCUCUGGAGAGAGUCUACGCCGAGUGCCCUAAGCCCAGCUCACUACGCCGCCAGCAGCUCAUCCGUGAGUGCCCUAUUCUUUCCAACGUCGAGCCCAAGCAGAUCAAAGUCUGGUUUCAAAACCGAAGGUGUCGAGAGAAGCAGAGAAAAGAAUCUAGCAGACUGCAUAGUGUGAACCGAAAAUUGACUGCCAUGAACAAGCUGUUGGUGGAGGAAAAUGAUCGCCUUCAGAAGCAAGUGUCUCAACUGGUUUCGGAGAAUGGCUUCAUGCGGCAACAAUUACACACUGCACCUGGCACUGAUGCAAGUUGCGAGUCGGCAGUCACGACCCCUCAGCAUUCCAUCAGAGACGCCAAUAACCCUGCUGGACUCCUCGCGAUUGCAGAGGAGACAUUGGCGGAGUUCCUUUCAAAGGCUACAGGAACUGCCGUUGAUUGGGUCCAGAUGCCUGGGAUGAAGCCUGGUCCGGGUUCGGUUGGGAUCUUUGCCAUCUCACAUAGUAUUUCUGGUGUGGCCGCUCGAGCGUGUGGUCUUGUAAGUUUAGAACCUACAAAGAUUGCUGAGAUCCUUAAAGAUCGUCCAUGUUGGUUCCGUGACUGCCGGAGCCUUGAGGUUUUCACCAUGUUUCCUGCCGGAAAUGGCGGAACUAUCGAGCUUUUGUAUACACAGGCGUAUGCUCCAACCACUUUAGCUCCCGCCCGAGGCUUUUGGACUCUUCGAUACACGACUACCUUGGAGAACGGCAGUCUCGUGAUAUGUGAGAGAUCGCUUUCCGGGACAGGGGCCGGCCCAAGUGCAGCUGCAGCUUCUCAGUUUGUGAGAGGCGAAGUUUUUCCCUCCGGAUAUUUGAUCAGGCCAUGUGAGGGUGGAGGAUCAAUUAUUCACAUUGUGGAUCACCUUAAUUUGGAGGCAUGGAGCGUACCCGAGGUGCUCAGGCCAUUAUAUGAAUCAUCGAAAGUUUUGGCACAGAGAACAACUAUUGCUGCACUUAGAUACAUACGACAGAUAGCUCAGGAGACAAGUGGCGAAGUCGUAUAUGGUCUCGGCAGGCAACCUGCUGUCCUAAGAACUUUCAGCCAAAGGUUGAGCAGAGGCUUUAACGACGCUAUUAACGGGUUCAAUGACGACGGGUGGUCUUUGCUGAACUGUGAUGAUGGUGGGGAUGAUGUAAUAGUUGCCGUUAGUUCGGCUAAGAAUGUGACGGGUGCUUCAAAUAAUAUUUCCAUGAUUGGUGGCGUGUUAUGUGCUAAAGCAUCUAUGCUGCUUCAGAAUGUGCCUGCGGCAGUUCUUGUUCGAUUUUUGAGGGAGCACCGUUCAGAAUGGGCCGAUUUCAAUGUUGAUGCCUAUUCUGCUGCAUCUUUGAAAAACUCGUACACUUAUCCGGGAAUGAGGCCUACUCGAUUUACGGGUAGCCAAAUUAUCAUGCCUUUGGGUCACACGAUUGAACAUGAAGAGAUGCUUGAAGUUAUUCGGCUGGAAGGACACUCUCUCAGUCACGAGGAUGCGUUCAUGUCUCGAGACAUCCAUCUUCUGCAGAUGUGCAGAGGGAUUGAUGAGAAUGCAGAGGGGGCAUGCUCUGAGCUUGUCUUUGCACCAAUUGACGAAAUGUUUCCGGACGAUGCCCAUUUACUGCCUUCCGGUUUUCGUGUUAUCCCGCUUGAAUCAAAACCAGUUGAGUUGGGUGAGGUGCAGGAUCGAUUGUCUUCACACAAAACACUAGACUUGGCAUCAAGCCUUGAAGUGGGCCCCACAAUGAGCAGUAGCGGCAAAAACAAUGCUGCAGCAUCGUCAUCACCUUGCAGCCCGCGUGCAAUACUAACCAUUGCUUUCCAAUUCCCGUACGAGACCAAUUUACUGGACAACAUGGCUUCCAUGGCCCGUCAAUAUGUACGCAGCGUGAUUUCGUCUGUACAAAGAGUUGCCAUUGCUAUAUCUCCUUCGGGAUUGGACCCAAUUGCCCCCCCUAAACUAUCUCCAUCUUCCCCAGAAGCCCUAACACUCGCACAUUGGAUUUGCCACAGCUAUAGCUACCAUUCGGGAGCUGAGCUGCUAGGAGGAGGAGCUGAGUCUACGAGUGGUGAAGGAGUAUUAAAAUCACUUUGGCAUCAUCAAGAUGCCAUCUUAUGCUGCUCAUUGAUGGCCGUUCCUGUAUUUAUAUUUGCGAACCAAGCUGGACUAGAUAUGCUGGAGACUACACUUGUUGCCUUGCAAGAUCUCACUCUCGACAAGAUAUUUGAUGAUUCUGGACGAAAGGUGUUGUUUUCGGAAUUUGCCAAGAUCAUGCAGCAGGGAUUUGCGCACUUGCCAGGUGGCAUCUGCAUGUCGACAAUGGGUCGGCACAUAUCGUACGAGCAUGCCAUUGUGUGGAAAGUUUUUGGUGCAAAUGAGAACACAGUCCAUUGUCUGGCCUUCUCCUUCGUGAAUUGGUCCUUUGUAUGAUAUUUAAAAUUGUUCGAAACACCUAAAUCUUGAAGACACACCCCUCCUGUUGAUGAGUUCGUUUUGGUGUACAUGGAAAAUCAAUGAGGGACAUCAGACAUGAAGGAUUUUUUCUUUUUUUCUUCCAUUUCUGGGUUUUGGUUUGGAACUACUCCAUGCCUAUGCAUCUUUUGUUUGUGUUAAUGGAAAAUCAAAGAUGCUCUCUUAACAUAAAUGUGUUGGUGCUCUUUUGUACAUUCUUGUGUGAUCUACCCAAUCAGUUGAAGUUCCUCUCUCUUUUUUCGUUUACUUAAAGAGAAUCUUAGCACAAGUGUCAUUUCAUUACCAUGACACUUUGGGUUGUGUAAUCUUUUUUAAAUAUGAAAGUAGAAUUUGAGAUUUUGCAACUUUCCAAGUCUAUCUAAUCAAUUUGUGUUCAAUUAGAAGUUGGUGGCGGUGUAGACAAAUUUAAGUUGUGG